UAGACGCAGUGACGCUCGAAGCCCGGCGCUCGUCAGUGGCGCGCCGCCCGCUAACAUGAUUGCAUGUAUUUCACUUUCCUAACAAAACGUGACUUUAAUUACAACGAAACGAUAAAUACGAUCAAUACACAUUCCGUGAAAACAAACCUGUUCUUGAAUCGAUAUAUUUACUACUCGUGGUGGCUUAAAUAUAGGAAUCAAUCAAUCCGUCAAUAAAAUCACACCACCCGGUGUCAACAAUGUAGCCAUAGUGAUAUAAAUGUUGACUAGUUGACAAUUAAAAUAGAAAUAUGUAAUAUUUUUAAUGUUAUAACUGUAGGACUAGGAUAUAUUGCCGACAAUAAGUUUAAUUUAUAUGGUUGGUUGAGAAAAAUCCAAAAUGGGAAAUGGAAUGAAUAAGGUGCUCCCAGGUCUUUACGUGGGUAAUUAUCGAGACUCAAAGGAUCCCGUACAAUUAGAUAAAUAUAAAAUAACGCACAUACUGUCCAUACACGACGCCGCACGUAGGAUACAUUCGGAUAAGCACUAUUUAUGUAUAAUGGCAUCUGAUUCGCCAGAUCAGAAUUUAACACAGUACUUCAGUUUGUGCAACGAUUUCAUACAUGCGGCGAGGCUUCGAGAUGGCAAUGUCCUUAUACAUUGUUUAGCCGGUAUGUCGCGUAGUGUGACAGUGGCAGUUGCGUAUAUAAUGUCGGUCACACCGCUCACGUGGCGGGAGGCGCUGAAGGUGGUCAGAGCUGGUCGCGCCGUUGCUAAUCCUAACCUGGGCUUCCAGAGGCAGUUGCAAGACUUUGAAACUUAUAAACUAGUUGAAGAAAGACGAAGAUUAAAAGAACGUUACCCGUCCUUAGCACUUGCUGAUCGAGAUCUCGCAGAAUGUCGUGUGAUGCUUGACUCCUAUCAGACAAUGCUCAAUCAGAGGACGAUUUGUGAGGGCAAGUGCGCUAUGGGCAGACUGUGCCCAACAGGUGUAUGUAGAACAGGAUCCAAGAGGCAGCCGAGACCGCGUCGUCCGUCCACUUCUUCUGGGGAAUCACCAGGUCUAAAGCGUUCUCCUUCAACACUAUCCACGGUUUCUACUGCCUCAGGAUAUCGUCCUCGGUCUUCGCCGGCCGGUCUUUAUAGUUACACAGGCACACCUUCACGACCCACUCGCUCAGCGUCUGGACUCAGCAUCACACGUAUCACGGAUCCCGUGGGAGGAGGCACUGCCAUGGCGGUUGGUGGCACGGAGUAUUCCAGACGUAGAGCUGCCUCUGCACCAGCGACACCAGCUUUAUCACCAGCUUCAUCACCGCCUGGAUCACCGCACCGGACGUCGCACAGACCUGGAUUGGCAUGGACGAUACCCAAUGUGCAUUGGGAUCCAGAAUCCAUGUGAUCAUCAUUCAAAAACCACCAUUCAUCAGAUCUCGAGCGCUUCAAAGGUGUUCGUAGCAUCGCACCAUUCAAGUAACUAUCCGGCCAUUAUCCUAAUAAAUUAGCACAAACGUCGAUAGCUUUGAUAUACCAUGAAAUAUGUGGACAAAAGCCACCCAUGGCUUAAUGAAGAUACGGCGAAGAUUUAAAAGUUUGUUAUCUGUUGUUGUUGAAUCCAGUAUUGCGGAUGUUGUUAUGGACUGUGGUCUAAAGUUGAUAAUAAAAUUAUACGUCAAACACGCUAUUGCUACUUGCGCUGCAGGAUCUAUUCUCUCUGCUUUAUAACUUGCGUAGGAUGUUGCUGAAUAGUAAGUAUUAAGUUGAGAUAUCGAGUGGAAAUUUGAUUUGAAAGUGACAUUUGACAUAGUGUUUAAGAUAAGUGAAUGCUCAACUUAAUGUUACCCUCAGCUCAAUGGCUUGAGCAGUGCAAGUCAGCUUGGCUGUAAUAACUAUUAUGAUUCUUCCGCUGUUACUUAAGCAAUGUAUGGCUUGUGCUAUAGGAAGCUAGAGGUGGGUAACGCAACGGUAACUCUUUAUCCAGAACCUUGAGACAAAAUCACUAAAUGAGUUUAGCUCACGCUGUGUCACGUGACCAUUUUCAUAUAAACUCGUUUCGCUUUAGUGGGUCUCGACUAUUGAAAAGUGAUUUUGUUUCAAGCCCUAGUACGGAACUUAGGAAGCCCUAGCGCGUGUUACGCGCUCCGUCGUUUGUCAAUUUAACAACAUUCUUAGUAGAGAAGUUAUAAGAGAUUAUGAGACCGAAAUUUUGUCAAACGAGCACCUGAGCAAACACCAAUUGUUAAAUUUUAAGCGCAAUUCGCUCUGAAAUUCUGAUUGCCCAUCUCUACUUCAUACUUCAACUAUUGUUCUACUGUUCGCGCAACAGUAAACGUCCUGCGAAAUAUUUGUAAAUAGAUGCUUUGAUUAAUAGCUAUAGAUUUGCAAAACUAUACUAUACUAAGGCUAGUAAAAAAAGGCUAGUGAUCCUUAAAUAUCUGAAUGCUGAAAUUUGUUCCUAUCACUCUCGCGAUAUGACGCUCAGUUAAGCACUCAAAGUUAGAGUUAAUCGUAAUUAUCUCUUUUGGAAAUACACGUUAGUUUCUGAAUUCUAAUAUAUGACGUGUCCAUUAGUUACGCUUUAUAUAUAAUAAAGGUCUU
Pieris napi is the source of this 2577-nucleotide messenger RNA. Its product is annotated as dual specificity protein phosphatase 22-like. Gene Ontology annotation, biological process: protein dephosphorylation. NCBI's taxonomy places the organism in Eukaryota, Metazoa, Arthropoda, Insecta, Lepidoptera, Pieridae. Gene Ontology annotation, cellular component: cytosol. The coding region runs from base 380 to 1381 and encodes 333 amino acids. Gene Ontology annotation, molecular function: protein tyrosine/serine/threonine phosphatase activity. The record is from RefSeq and is a predicted model, not a curated record. The transcript is spliced from 9 exons.